Molecule: messenger RNA, 931 nt
Organism: Zychaea mexicana
Lineage: Eukaryota; Fungi; Mucoromycota; Mucoromycetes; Mucorales; Lichtheimiaceae
Product: histidine phosphatase superfamily
Exons: 3
Coding region: 67-801 (244 amino acids)
Source: RefSeq, a predicted model, not a curated record
CAUUUUUUAGUCUCCAUUGAGUUCCUCUUUUUUGUUAGAACUAAUCUAUCAAACUCGAUCUACGAAAUGGUUGUCAAAUGUAUCUGGGUCACUCGACACGGCUAUAGAGAAGAUUGGGUCACAGAAAACCCACACUUGCCAACGAACAGAGCUCACGACCCACCUCUUUCCAAAGUUGGUCUUAAGCAAGCACGCGAGCUUGGAAACUACCUGAAGGACAAGGGUAUCCAAAGAGCAUACUGCUCGCCAUUCUAUCGCUGCCUUCAAACGGUCUCGCCAUUGAUCAAGGACACCGGCAUUCCGCUCUACAUUGACAAUAGCAUGAGCGAGUGGUACGGCAAGGCUUAUGAUAAAUAUCAACAACCAGCUUCCAUCCAAGAACUCAAGGAACAGCACUUUCCAUUCCUGCAAACGGGACAUGUUUCAAGCAUCCCAUUGCCCGAAGGAUGUGAAACUGUCAAAAUGUGCCACCAGCGGAGCAAAGAAGGGUUGAAUAAGUUGUUAAAUCAACUCGAUAAUGAAGCUGAUGGUGGACCCGAGACUAUAUUGUUGGUGGGCCAUGCAGCAUCCGUAAUUACUGCUGUGCGUGCAUUGCUCGAUAACGAAACGUAUCCCGUAUGUCCUGCUACUUGCAGUCUCUCCAAACUCGUUCGAAAAGACGAUGGUAGUUGGGACCUCGUUCUGAAUGGUGACACAACGCAUUUGAGCGAUGGAUCGCAACGUGCUUGGACAUUUGCGGGUGAUAUCCCUGACUAUGAAAAGAAUAAGAUGGUCCAGGGCGAGCCAGGUGCUCUUGAUUAAAUGGGCAUUAUAAGAUAACAGAGAGAGAAACGAUCCAUUUUUGACACAUGUGUAUUAUAGCGAUUAUGCAUAUAAACAACGGAUAGAAGAAAGCAUACACACACAUGCGUACAAUUUAUUUUAAUACUAG